AUGAGACUUACAAGACAGAUAGUUUCAUAUACAUCCAGUCAGGAAACGGUUUGGCUUGGUGCAGCCGAAUAUCGUCGACAUCUUCAGAGUCAAUAUCAAUCUUCCGGUUCACUUACACCAUCAACACCUCGUGCCUGUGAUACAUCAUUAAACGGAAGCCAUCUAUCGAUGAGCAGUUGGUCACCUUGCUCAACUCGUUCAAUAUCACCUGGUGGUUCACCACUUCAUUUACGCGGUUCUUGGGCAUAUGAUAUUGUUUAUUUGCCGCCAAGUUUGGAACGAUCAAUUAAAAUUCAAAAAGGAGCACUUUCACUUGGUGUAGUUUUAAAUGCGGAAAUUGAUAAAGGUAUCAAUGGUUGUCAGGUGAAAAGUAUUUGUAGCAAAAAAGCUGUGGGACGCGAUGGGAGAGUUCAGGUGAAUGAUUAUAUUGUGAAAGUAAAUAUGGAAAGUUUACGAAAUGUUACGAAUUCGCAAGCACGUGCUAUUUUGAAACGAACUAAUCUGAUUGGUACACAGUGCAACAUAACUUAUAUCACUGCUUCCGAUGCAAAAAUUUGGAAAGAAAAGUAUCAUCAUGAAACAGAUUAUCAGUUACCCGUAGUAAAUAGACUUUCACCAAAAAUUUUUCCGAAAUUCUAUCGCAGUUCAUAUCAUGAUGGAAAAAUGGAACAACAAGGUUCAUUUGAUAGUGUUAUGCUCAUUUCCGAAAUUUCUGCAUCAUCUGAAGUUCCAUCAUUGGCUAAAAAGCGAUCAGAUAGUAUUCCAGUUAAUGAGAAAUCGACCGAACAGUUUGUUUACAAUUUUGUUCAAGUAAUAUUUAUUGGCUUUUUGAUAUUUAAUUUGUUUUAA
Messenger RNA from Loa loa (African eye worm), 849 nucleotides. RefSeq lists its product as hypothetical. Gene Ontology annotation, molecular function: protein binding. Lineage: Eukaryota; Metazoa; Nematoda; Chromadorea; Rhabditida; Onchocercidae. The transcript has 8 exons. The coding region runs from base 1 to 849 and encodes 282 amino acids. The record is from RefSeq and is a predicted model, not a curated record.